CUCCUGGCCGCCCAGCGCGCAUGCUCUCUCCCCGCACCGCGGAGGAACCUGGAGAUUUAAAAGCCGCCGGCCGGCGCGCGCGGGGCAGCGGGAGGCCGAGCUCGGCCGCGCCGGCCCGUGACAGCCGCUCUCCCCGGCCAGGGGCAGAUGAGUCACCGCGGCGCGCACCGUCCCGGGCCGGGGAGCUGGGAAAGGGGCCGGGCGCCCGCGGCAAAGGAUCCGAAUGCCAUGCCCCCACCGGGGCACCCACGGCAGCGGGCACCUGUCAUGGGCUGAGGAGCUGGGCCUGCACGGAGGGCUGGCAGCAAUGGGCUCCCGUCUGAGUCCUCGGCAGUCUGUGGCAGCGAGGAGGAGGAGGAGGAGAGGCCUGGGCGUCCGGAGAGGGGCUCGGGCGUGAGUGACGGGCUCAGAGCCAGCCCUGCCCGCCCGGCCCGCCAUGGUCCAGAGGCUGUGGGUGAGCCGCCUGCUGCGGCAUCGGAAAGCCCAGCUCCUGCUGGUCAACCUGCUGACCUUCGGCCUGGAGGUGUGUCUGGCCGCGGGCAUCACCUACGUGCCCCCCCUGCUGCUGGAAGUGGGGGUAGAAGAGAAAUUCAUGACCAUGGUGCUGGGCAUUGGUCCAGUGCUGGGCCUGGUCUCAGUCCCGCUCCUGGGCUCAGCCAGUGACCACUGGCGUGGGCGCUACGGCCGCCGGAGGCCCUUCAUCUGGGCCCUGUCCCUGGGCGUCCUGCUGAGCCUCUUCCUCAUCCCAAGGGCCAGCUGGCUGGCGGGGCUGCUGUGCCCGGACACCCGGCCCCUGGAGCUGGCGCUGCUGAUCGUGGGCGUGGGGCUGCUGGACUUCUGCGGCCAGGUGUGCUUCACCCCGCUGGAGGCCCUGCUCUCCGACCUCUUCCGGGACCCGGACCACUGCCGCCAGGCCUUCUCCGUCUACGCGUUCAUGAUCAGCCUCGGGGGCUGCCUGGGCUACCUCCUGCCCGCCAUCGACUGGGACGCCAGUGCCCUGGCCCCCUACCUGGGCACCCAGGAGGAGUGUCUCUUCGGCCUGCUCACGCUCAUCUUCCUCACGUGCAUGGCGGCCAGCCUGCUGGUGGCCGAGGAGGCGGCGCUGGGCCCCGCCGAGCCGGCCGAAGCGCUGUCCGUCCCGCCCCCCAGGCCGGCCCGCGGCUGCCCCGGCCGUGCCCGCCUGGCUCUGCGGAACCUGGGCGCCCUGCUGCCCCGGCUGCACCAGCUCUGCUGCCGCGUGCCGCGCGCCCUGCGCCGGCUCUUCGUGGCCGAGCUGUGCAGCUGGAUGGCGUUCAUGACCUUCACGCUGUUUUACACGGACUUCGUGGGCGAGGGGCUGUACCAGGGCGUGCCCAGGGCCGAGCCAGGCACUGAAGCCCGGAGACACUACGAUGAAGGAGUCCGGAUGGGCAGCCUGGGGCUGUUCCUGCAGUGUGCCACCUCCCUGCUCUUCUCCCUGGUCAUGGACCGGCUGGUGCAGCGAUUCGGCACGCGGGCAGUCUACCUGGCCAGCGUGGUGGCCUUCCCCGUGGCUGCCGGCGCCACGUGCCUGUCCCGCAGCGUGGCUGUGGUGACCGCCUCCGCCGCGCUCACAGGCUUCACCUUCUCCACCCUGCAGAUCCUGCCCUACACGCUGGCCUCCCUCUACCACCGGGAGAGGCAGGUAUUUCUUCCCAAGCACCGAGGAGACGCCGGAGGGGGUGCCCCCGAAGACAGCCUGCUGACCAGCUUUCCGCCCGGCCCCAAGGCCACGUCCCCCUUCCCCAAUGGACACGUGGGCGCGGGCGGCAGCGGCCUGCUCCCCUCCGUGCCUGCGCUCUGCGGGGCCUCCGCCUGCGACGUCUCCAUGCGUGUGGUGGUGGGCGAGCCGCCCGAGGCCAGGGCCGUCCCGGGCAGGGGCAUCUGCCUGGACCUCGCCAUCCUGGACAGUGCCUUCCUGUUGUCCCAGGUGGCCCCGUCCCUGUUCAUGGGCUCCAUCGUCCAGCUCAGCCAGUCCGUCACCGCCUACAUGGUGUCGGCCGCGGGCCUGGGACUGGUUGCCAUCUACUUUGCUACGCGGGUGGUAUUUGACAAGAGUGACUUAGCCAAAUACUCAGUGUAGAGCACUUCCCACCCACGGAGCCAGGGCCUGCCUCCCUGGGUCCCGGCUCCCCCGUCUUCCAGGCUCCAUAGGGCCGUGGGGCUGCUGGCUUCCCAGUUCCUAUUGCUGCCCAAGUGGCGUGGCUC
Molecule: messenger RNA, 2226 nt
Organism: Pipistrellus kuhlii (Kuhl's pipistrelle)
Lineage: Eukaryota; Metazoa; Chordata; Mammalia; Chiroptera; Vespertilionidae
Gene: SLC45A3
Product: solute carrier family 45 member 3
Exons: 6
Coding region: 437-2101 (554 amino acids)
Biological process (GO): transmembrane transport
Cellular component (GO): membrane
Molecular function (GO): sucrose:proton symporter activity
Source: RefSeq, a predicted model, not a curated record